UCUUUAUUGGUCCAUUUGGCCAGAGCACUUUGAAGGAGGGGGUUGAGGUGGGAGGGGAGGCAGAGAAAAGGCAAGUGAAAGAGACAGGGGAGGUGCAGUUACAGAACCUCUUACUGCCCAGCCUCUGGCUGGCCCUCCGCUGCCUUCGCCCUCCCGACCCCGCGUUAGGCCCCAUGGCCCCGUGGAGCUCCUCCAGCAGGGGCCGGCGGGUGUGCUGCUGCGUCCUGAUCGGCCUCGGCGUCCUUGUCCUCGGGGCCGCUGUAACGGCUGGAAUACGGCGGUGGCUCCAGCCGUCGGGGCACAAGCAAUGGGAGGGGGCGGGCACCACGGCCCACAUAUCUGAGAUCUUCCUGGGGCGGUGCUUCACCUACACGCAGAUAAUCCAUCCAGAGCUGAGAGAUAAGAAUUGCCAGAAGAUAUGGAAUGCUUUCAAAAAUUCAUUUAUUUCCAAGGAUACUUGCAACAUUACAGAAGAAGACUACCAACCAUUAAUAAAGCUGACCACUCAAACUUUACCUUGCAACCAGACCCUCUUUUGGAGCAAAACAAAUGUCCUGGUCCAUCGGUACACAAAGGCCCAGAAGGAGCUGUUCACCCUGGAGGACACACUACUGGGCUACAUGGCUGAUGACCUCAUUUGGUGCGGAAGCUCAGGCAAUUCUGAAAUGAACUAUCAAUCUUGCCCAAGUCGGAUGGAAAACUGCAGCAACAGCCCCGUUUUUGUAUUCUGGAAGACAGUGUCCAAGAAGUUUGCAGAAGCUGCCUGUGGUGUGGUCCAUGUGAUGCUCAAUGGGUCCAUCAGCAGAGCCUUCGUCCGAAACAGCAUUUUUGGAAGUAUAGAGGUCAUGAAUUUGCAUCAGGAGAGAGUUCAUUCACUACGUGCCUGGGUGAUGCAUGACAUUGGAGGAGAUUUCAGUGACUCAUGCUCGGGUUCUUCCAUAAAUGAUCUGAGGUCAAUCAUGAGGGAAAAGAAUAUUCCAUUCACCUGCCAGGAUGACUACAAGCCUGUCAGGUAUAUCCAGUGUGUGAGCCACCCUGAGCAUUCAUCUUGCCCUUAGAUGAGUUUAUCGGCAUGGGGGCUUCCGAUCUUGGACCGUCUGCAGAUGUCGAUGUGUGCUACUCAGGAGACAAGCUGGUGGAGAGCCGAAGAUAUUGGGGGGUCCUCUGUCAUAAUGCCAACACCGAGGACUGAAGUCUUUUCCCUAAAAGUCUUAAAGUAACUGAUGGUAUCAACAUUGUUUUUAUUUUGAUGGCCUUACAUUCAAGAAAAAUGAAUUAUUGUAUAAAGUUAGAGUGAAUGUUUUGUAUUAAAUUGUUUCAUUUUUGUGUGAUGCUUUUGUGUUGUUUACAUAUUGGUAACAUUCUUUCUAUUAAAAGUGACCACACCAAGUCUCUCUUAUUAGAACAGGCAAAUAAUGAAAAGCAAAUACCCAAAUUUGUCAGAAGACAUUAUGUUUCCACACAAAUAACCUUGCCUCAGGAUAUAUUUUUGUAUUCUUCCUGUGGAUAAUCAAACCAUAAACUCCAGGUUCUUGAGUCAUGUUGGAAAAAGUGUUCUAUAGGAUUUAAGCUACCCCUGUGCUUAUUAAGGAGCCCUGGUGGUGCAUUGGUUAAGAGCUUGACUGCUAACCAAAAGGUCAGCAGUUCGAAUCCACCAGGUGCUCCUUGGAA
Molecule: messenger RNA, 1671 nt
Organism: Trichechus manatus latirostris (Florida manatee)
Lineage: Eukaryota; Metazoa; Chordata; Mammalia; Sirenia; Trichechidae
Gene: CD38
Product: CD38 molecule
Exons: 8
Coding region: 174-1058 (294 amino acids)
Biological process (GO): positive regulation of B cell proliferation
Cellular component (GO): plasma membrane
Molecular function (GO): phosphorus-oxygen lyase activity; NAD+ nucleosidase activity
Source: RefSeq, a predicted model, not a curated record